Molecule: messenger RNA, 4935 nt
Organism: Ahaetulla prasina
Lineage: Eukaryota; Metazoa; Chordata; Lepidosauria; Squamata; Colubridae
Gene: GALK1
Product: galactokinase 1
Exons: 10
Coding region: 943-2130 (395 amino acids)
Biological process (GO): galactose metabolic process; carbohydrate phosphorylation
Cellular component (GO): cytosol; cytoplasm
Molecular function (GO): ATP binding; galactokinase activity
Source: RefSeq, a predicted model, not a curated record
CUGCUUUCCCCAGACUCCGGCUCAGCCCAGAAUCCCGGACUCAGCCUCCGCUCGCGCCUCCGCCCGAUGGAAACUGUCCGCGAGCGACUUUCUUCGUCCGAACACCCGGCGACAGGCAAAACUCUGGAAGGACAUAGUAUCAACAUCUGAAAAGAUAAGGAAGAUGGGAACAGUCAUGGAAAAACAAGGAAAAUCUUCCCAAAAAAUCUCCAAAUUCAGAAGGUUUCAACCUCAAAUUGGUAUGUGAAAGAAUACCAAUAGAUAAUAACUGAUUCAAAGAUCAAACAAAAAUGGAAGAAAUAUACUGAAAUUAUAUAUAUUAGGAGUGUCAACAUCCAAGAUAUUUUAAAAGUAAUAACAUGAGCUUGUACCACUAAAAUAUAAAGUGUUGAACUUUGGAGAAAACAUUUGCAAUACCAAGGAUAGACAAGAAAACAAAUGGAUCAUAAAACAAGUCAGUCCAGAAUUCACAUUCAAAGCACAAAUGACUAUGUAGGCCUAAAUUAUUAUAUUUUGGACCCAUUACAGGAAGACCUGGUUCCCUCGAAAAGUCUCUUGUGAUGGGAAGCUGGAAAGAAAGACGGCAAAGAGCAACAAGAUGAAUUGACUCAAUUACAAUGGUGGUCUGUGCCAUUUUGAGGACAGAUCAUCCUGGAGAAGAUCAUUUAUGUGGUGCAGAGUCUUUACUGGCCCUUACGAAAGAAACCCAGGAAAGCGAAGGCAAGAUUUGAAGUUGCACCAGCGACCCCUACAGGACACAUAGGAGCGGUGCUGGCGGAGCAAGGAGCUGGACGCCCGGCAAAUGCACGCCGAGUGGGCGGGCCUUGAUUAGAACUGCUGGAAUGAGAACAGUCGCGCGUCUGCGCAGAACUCCGCUCCUCUCUUUCCGGGAUCGGUGGUUUCAGGAGUGGAACCUGCAAUUUUCAAAAGUGGAUCGAGAUCAUGGAAAAAAGGAGAGACUCCAACCCAGUGGGGUCGUUACUAGCAGCCGCUCGGGAAGUGUACAAAAGGGUUUAUGGCGGGGAAAAUCCUAAAAUUGCAGUGUCGGCCCCCGGAAGGGUAAAUUUGAUCGGAGAGCACACCGAUUACAAUCAAGGUUUCGUGCUACCUAUGGCCAUACAGAUGAGAACGGUCGUGGUUGGGAGUCCAAGGGAAGAUGGAAUAAUAUCCAUAACUACAACUGCAGAGGAAACGGAAGAGCCUAAAACUGUGCAGUUUCCAGUUCCAAGGGAAGGUGUUUCCUUGAAACCCGGAGAACCUCGCUGGGCUAAUUAUGUAAAAGGGGUUAUCCAGCAUUAUAAAGCUGGCCCCCUCCCAGGAUUUGAUGUUGUGGUAGAGAGUAAUGUACCAAUAGGUGGUGGUCUCUCAAGUUCAGCCUCCUUAGAAGUGGCCAUGUACACCUUCCUGCAGCAGCUCUCGCCUGAUGACAUGGAUCCAGUUACUAAGGCACUGGUGUGCCAGAAAGCAGAACACACCUUUGCAAUGAUGCCUUGCGGAAUCAUGGACCAAUUUAUCUCUGUAAUGGGGAGGGAAGGACAUGCCUUGCUGAUCGACUGCAGGUCCUUGGAAACUCGCCUGGUCCCUUUGACUGACCCAGACUUAGUUGUUCUCAUCACCAACUCCAAUGUACGACAUACUUUGACAGGCAGCGAGUAUCCCACACGUCGGCGUCAGUGUGAAGAGGCAGCCAAGUUGCUGGGAAAGGCAAGCCUGAGAGAAGCCAACAUGUCAGACUUAGAGGAGUCCAGGAGCCUCCUGAGUAAGGAGAUGUACAGGCGAGCCAGGCAUGUGAUUGGAGAGAUUGAACGCACAGCUAGAGCAGCCGAAGCUCUGGAGGCCAGAGAUUAUAAGAGGUUUGGAGAGCUGAUGGUAGAGAGCCACAAUUCUUUAAGGGAUGACUAUGAAGUUAGUUGUCCAGAAUUAGAUGAGCUGGUAGCUGCUGCCAUGGAAGUUCCUGGAGUUUAUGGUAGCAGAAUGACUGGUGGAGGUUUUGGAGGUUGCACCGUAACUCUUCUUGAAUCAGGAGCUGCAGAAAAAGUCCUGAAACAUAUCAAGGACAAAUACAGCAGGACAGCGACAUUCUAUUUCACAAAACCUGCUGAUGGAUCUAAAAUACACCUCCUGUCUUGAAAGCUCUUCCACCUGGCCUGUAGGAUUCACUAAGAAAAGUGAUAAGAAAAGCAUGACAUUUUUGGACAGCUUCCUGGGACAUUAGCUUGGAGCAAAGACUUGAUUUCUUCCAUAAAAGAAGUGAAGUAUGUGAAAACCUGUGUACGCACACAGAUGUUUUUUUUUCUUUUAGCUAAGAGCCCAAAAGAGAUUUUUUUGCCUGAUUUACAAGACAAUUUGGGGCACAAAAUGUCCUUUUCAGAGAAACACUGUGAUGAGUUUGAUUAAACAGCCCUUGAUGUCUGCAUACAGUUUUCUGUGAUAAGUUCCUUCAACAACCUGGAUGGAAAUACUGAGGCUGGAAAAGUCUGGCAUAAACUCCACAACUCCAAAGCAAUUCCUUUUUAUCUUCCCAAGCAGAGACUAAUCAUGACAAUUUGCUUUCUGUUUUACAUUGUGCUCUAAACAUUGUUUCUAUUCUUUCCUUUUUGCUUACCCAUUAAUGAGUGAUCUUCCAAUAAUGAAUUAUCCACUAAACAUCUCUUAAAUAGAGUCACUUUGUGAUGAGUUUCUCCAUUGCAUGCCAUAUUAUCAUUUGUUACUGACAAGGAUGGGCUGGUGCUAGAUAAUACCCUCAACCCAUAUAAUUGGUAUAAAUGUGGUAGAAAGUGAUAGUGUAGUCAGUCACAGCAAAUUCAAAAUAAAAUAGGCAUCAUAAUGUCUAUGAGAUGAUAUGUAAUUGCAUCAUGACUUUUAAUGCAAAGAUGUAUGGUAACUUGUGUCAUUUGUAUGAUGUAAGUUGUGUCACUUAUAUGAUGUCAUGAUGCAUUUAUUAUUUGUCUCCCCUCCCUCUGUCCCAGCUCUGAUCCAGUGGACAUACAUAUUCUAAAUUAAGCAAAAUUAACACUAACGAUAGCCUUUCUUGCAAUAAAAUGUAUGAUUUUCACAUUAAAGUAAUUUGCUAUGUUUCCUUAUUGGAAACCUUCACGUGGUUAAUUUCAUUUUAGCAUGAUUAUGACCCAGCCUUGAUUUGUAAAUCAGUUUAUUAUACCAAUGUUAUGCAUAAGCACAAUGUCUUAAUAAACCAGGGUUAAACACAUCAGGGAUUAGUAAUGUGUAAACUAGCCAAUACUUGCUUAACAUCAACUAUCCACUAACCAGAUUUUAAAUUGUCAUGUGCCUAGCCUAUGUUGUUAUGUAAAGCUUGGUGUUUUGUGCAGCCAUUAUAUCCCAACAGUACUAUCCCAACUGUAUGUUUUGCAGUGGCAACAGUUAUGUUAAAAAUGAGCUUCAGCUGGGCAUUCAAAUGUAUUCAUAAAAAUUAUUCAAUUAUUCUUCACAUGUAUCUCAGCUGCUAAACAGAUGCAGACUUAACUUUUCCCAUACAAUAUUUUUUAGAGACAGAUCCCAUUACUAUUGAUGCUAAUCUUUAAUGCUAAUCUUGACAACCUUAUAUCACUUUAACUUUGGCCUUUGGAUUAUUUUAGUAACAUUUUCAGAUAGACAUUAUAUAUUUUGCUUUUAUUGCCUAAUCCUAUUGAGGUUUAGGUUUGUAUAAGAUCUGUAUCAUUGCUCUCAUUAGCAGUCAAACUUUUUUUUUUUACACAUAGCAUAUUUGAAAAUAAAAAAAAAUAGCUGCGAUCAUAGAGAAAAUGUUUAUUAAGUGCAAUACAAAGCCAUCUGGUCCGAAGCACCAUCUGUCAGAUGUCUGAAAUACUGAAACUGCAUAUGUACUUAUGUAAUUCCAUCAACCUCUACAAACCAUAAUAAUCUACAAACAUGUAAUUUACAUUAUAAUGUGUUUUUCAUUAUACAUCAGUGAAAGCAUCGGAUGCCUUUUAAAAUUUCUAUUUAGAAUGACUGUGUUAUUAAAAUAUGGCCGUUAGAUACUGUACCUCCAGUGACUCUUUGGAUUAUACCAAGAUGUGUGGUUUUUACUUUGAAGGAAAAGUUUAAUAAUAGGUAGUAAAAGUUUGCAGGAAACAGGAAAUCGUAUCAGAAAAACAAAUGGAAAGCUGUGGAGAUAAAAGUUAAUGAAGCUUCUCCUAGGAAGAAAUGAUUUGCAACUCCCUUACAAAGGAUCCAGGAAAUCAUUCAUUCAAUACAAAAGAAAUCUUGCCCUUUUAGAAGACAGUCCAGGAACUUUAACAAUUCCAUCUCUUAUGAAUGAUUCACAGCACUGAAUAUGAGAUUCUAAGAACUCCAGACUGAUACAUUUUGCCUGAAUGGACCCGGCUGCAUUACUUUUCCUAGUGGCAUUGAUCAAAUGUUCAGUUUCAAGAAAUGUUAUGUCCAUAUGUUCUGAGAACCACCCACAACUACGAGGUACCUUCAAGUCAUGUGGGGUGCAGGAUAAGCCAGCUAGCAUUACCCACACCUUGCAUGAUGAUUGGCACUGACUAAUAAACUGUCAUUUAGAUCAGGGCUCGCCAAACUUGUCAAAUUGAAGACUUGUGGACUUCAGUUCCCAGAAUUCCUCAGCAUGGAGUUGAAGUCCACAAGUCUUAAAAUUGACAAGCUUGGAGAAAACCCUGAUUUAGAUAGAUAAGAUGUUACAUAAUUACAUUCUGACCUUCUCACCGAAGAAUUCCUGGGCAGCUUCUGAAAAAUGCAGCCACAGCACCGAUGUUAAUUUGGAUUUCAGUUUGUUUCCAAAUGAAUUUUAGGAUUAUUUCCCUAAAAAAUAUGUUAACAUGAUGGUAUCAUUGUUAAUUCACCAGUUUUUAUGUGGUUGGGGAAAAAAGACCGGACAAGUAGUAGGAAAACAAUCACAUUGGGUCUCCGACCAAGGCUAUUGUAAUUGCGGCAUAAGAGCCUCAUCCCAAA